UUUGCAACUGGCCAUUGUUAAAGUGUUGCACAAUCAACAGAUAAAUUCAAUGUUAGUUCAUAUAUAUAUCCUUGUACAAUUCGGCUUAUCUGAGCUUGAAUUUGAGUAAGCAUCUCCCACUUUAGCCGACCUGAGAUUCCUCAAGAGCCGACAGAGCUCGCCGUAAUUCUAGUUUUAGUUUACUACGCAUGGUAAACUACACUCGGUUGUAAGUGUGACCGCCUAUGAACGAGUUUCUCUGAUAUAGCUAAGGUUCGAGAUUAUAUUAGGUGGGAAUAUAUCUUGACCGGCUUUUAGCUUCACUGGCACACUGCAAUUCGAAGUCUUGUACUACUGCAUUAAUGUAAUGUAGUCUCGUCAUAAUUCAAAUUCGUCUUUUAAGCAAUUUUGUUUAGGUUCGUUAAUCUGGGAGACGAUCUGGACAAAUUCUUCCCAGUCAUUUUAUGGGAGCUAGAAGGCAGAUGGUGGCUUUGCCAAUAUAGCCGCUUGAUUAGAUGUGUUUGAGUUUCUUUAAAAAUACUGCAAUAAUUAUUAAUUCUAACAUAACUCGCCACCUCUCUGUAAACUCAUAAAUUGUAAAGCAAGAAUUAAUUCUAAUCUGGAACCUUUUUGCUGUAAACAUGGUUUUCGAUGUUCAUGAUUUCAUAGCCAACCCUUCAGUGGAAAUCUUAAACUCGGCAAAUCCUUGUAAAGAUGAUUUCAUAUACAUGGCUAGACACUGGGGAAUCAAUUAUCAGAAAGAGGCCACUAAAGCUCAACUUAAAGAUCUUAUAAUAGAACAUUUGCAAGAGCUGCAUGAACCACAGGCUUAUCCUCUUGAAAAUAUUGACCUUGAUACUAGUAAUCCUUCACAAUUACUAGAAAUAGAGAAAUUAAGAUUUCAAAUAACACAAGCUAAGAUUUUAAGUGAGGAAAGACUAUCUAGAGCUAGAGAAGAAGAGCGUGAGAGAGAGAGACAGUUUCAAAGGGAAAGAGAAGAAAACCAAAGAAGACAUGAACUUCAAAUGAUGGAAAUGAAAGUAAAAAGUCAAGGGAAUUUUGAUUUUGAGAUUAGUAAAUGUAUAAAGCUAACUCCUGUAUUUGCAGAAGAUAAUCCUGAGGGUUUCUUUAGAGAGUUUGAGACCAUAGCCAAACAUUUUAAGUGGCCUGAGGAACACUGGGUUUGGUUAAUAAAGCCAAAACUGUCAGGUAAAGCUCUGAAAGUAUGUGAAAAUCUUAAUGAUAAUACUGAUUAUGAAGAAGUAAAAUGUGCUAUUCUAGCUGCUUAUUCCAUAACCACUGAAGGAUAUCGGCAGGCUUUCAGGAACAUGAACAAAUCUUCCAGCCAAACGUAUGUUGAAUUUGCCUCAGAGAAGCUUAGAGCUUUUAGACGGUGGAUAAAGUCUGCUUCAGUCAAUAAUUUCGAUCACCUUUGCAACCUCGUAGUUUUAGAGGAAUUCAAAAGAAAGGUUCCAUAUUCUGUUAUGAUUCACCUCACAGACAAGGAGGAAAAUGACCUCCACGAAGCAGCCAAGGCAGCAGAUGUGUUUUCUUUAGUCCAUCGUAGUAUACCGGGGGAGAAAAGAAAAGCAAAUAUUGUAAAGUCAUCUGUAGGUUUCAAAUAUAUGGAGAAUAAUAGCAGUGGACAGUAUCGGCCUAAUACCCAGAUAUCUACCCUGUACUGUAAAUUUUGCAAAAAGGAGGGUCAUUUAAUUAAAAACUGCCCACAUCCAAAAUGUAAGGUGGCAAAAGAAGCAAAAGAUUACAAUUUUACAAAACCUGUGGCUACUACUAACUUUACUAAUAAACUGUUUCAGGAAGAUCCAUUUAAAGCAUUCCGAUCAAGGGGUCACGUGUUCAGCAAUUCGGGUGGUAAUAGAUAUCCAAUAGAUAUUGUCAGAGACACGGCUUGCGCACAAUCACUCGUACUGAAGAGUGCUCUGCCAGAUAUUGAAAGCUGCUUAACAGGUGAGAAAGUCUGGCUUGAGUUUAUUGAAGGAUGUGCUCCUAAACAGCUUGCUGAAAUCCACUUGGAUUGUGAUAUGGUAAAAGGACCAGUAACGGUUGGUGUUGUAGAUAAAAUACCGAUUCCUAAUGCAAGUUUUCUCAUGGGUAAUGACUUAGCUGGGGACUUAAUAAUACCAGAAUUAAGAGUAACUGACACCCCUUUACUGUAUAAUAAUACAACUGAACUUGAAAUGGAACAGCCAUAUCUUUUUCCUGGCUGUGCAGUAACAAGAUCCAAAGCAAAGAAUAAUGGGGAUGAAUCUUUAGCUUCUUUCAAACCUAACUUGGUAAACCAUGAUAAUCAACCUGUAACAAAGAAAAUAACUGAUAAUUUAAUUUCAAACAUGAUGACACCAGAAAAGUUAAUUGAAGCACAGAAAUGUGAUGAAUCUCUUAUAAGAUGUCAUAAUGAAGCUUGUGAUGGUACAGUUGUUAAAUCUCCUAGUUUUUACUACAAAGAUAACGUACUGAUGAGAUUCUAUCGACCUCCUAAUCUGUCUGUAAAUGAUUCAUGGUCUGAGAAACAUCAGAUUGUCCUGCCACAGUCUAUUAGAAAGAGUGUAAUGGAGAUCGCUCAUGAAGGUUUUGGUGGACAUCUCGGGAUCAGGAAAACUUGUCAGAAAAUCUUAAAUGAUUUCUUUUGGCCUGGACUUAAACAGGAUGUCACUAAGCACAUAAAUUCAUGUCAUGUGUGUCAAGUAGCUGGGAAGCCCAAUCAAACUAUUCCUCCUUAUCCUCUCCAACCCAUUCAGGUCCCAUGUGAACCUUUUCAAAAAAUCAUCAUUGACUGUGUGGGGCCUCUACCAAAAACCACAAAAGGGAAUCAAUAUAUAUUAACUGUAAUGUGUCCCACUACUAGGUAUCCAGAAGCAUUUCCACUUAAAAAUAUUUCUGCUAAGAGUAUUUGUAAAAAUCUUGUACACAUGUUUACAACUUUUGGUAUCCCACAGGAAGUACAGUCUGACAGAGGUAGCAACUUCACAAGUGAACUCUUCUCUAAGGUACUCCAAGAACUGGGUAUUAAGCAGACCCUUUCGACUGCAUAUCAUCCUGAGUCGCAAGGAGCCCUGGAGCGUUGGCACCAAACACUAAAAUCUAUGCUCCGCAAGUUCUGUCUGGAGAAUCAGAAAUGCUGGGAUGAAGGUAAAUGCAAUGUUAUCAAGCAUGAUAUUGAACUAGUGCCAGGUACACUUCCCAUACGGCAAGCACCUUAUCGUCUUAACCCUGAGAAAAAGCAGCAAAUGAGAGAGGAAGUGAACUAUCUACUGCAGAAUGGCUUGGCAGUACCAAGCUCGUCACCCUGGGCUUCUCCAUGUCUACUAGUGCCAAAGGAAGGUGGACAACUUCGUAUGUGUACAGACUAUAGGCGGCUGAAUGUAGUAACUAUUCCUGACUCUUACCCCCUCCCUAGAGUUGAUGAUCUCAUUGAUGCAGUUGGUCAGUCUAAAUAUUUAUCAAAAAUUGAUCUUCAUAAGGGAUUUUAUCAGAUAAUGCUAACUGAAAAGCGUGUUAUGAACUUCACAUUGCAAGGAUUAGAUGGUGUUCAAGUAUACUUAGAUGACAUUUUGAUUCUUUCAGAAACUUGGUCUCAGCACUUAGAAAGUUUGUCGUGUGUUUUGCAGAAAUUACAAGAUGCCAAUUUGACAAUAAGCUAUCCUGAACUACCAAGUUCCAAACACUCGGAAAUCCCUCAUGCGCUUCCUUGGCAUGGUGCUCCGCUGACGCGUCUGACCAGCCAGAAAGUGUCUUUUUCCUGGACUUCAGAAUGUCAGAGGGCUUUCGAGAAGCUGAAGCAGUUCCUUUCUAGCGACCCCGUGUUGGCAGCUCCAAAUUUCCAGAAGCCCUUCAUACUGCACACAGAUGCUAGUGACAUAGCUACCGGCGCCGUCCUCCUCCAAGAAGAUGACGAGGGUGUUCUACAUCCAGUAGCUUACCACUCAGCCAAGCUUUCCAAGCAUCAGCUAGCAUAUAGUACCAUCGAGAAGGAGUUUCUUGGAAUCAUAACUGCAAUCAAGAAGUUCGAGUGUUAUCUGUAUGGUGGUGCUCAUCCUGUUCAGAUCUUCACUGACCACAAUCCGCUGACCUUCCUGGAGAAGAACAAGUACUCCAAUCAACGAUUACUGAGAUGGUCGUUGUCACUUCAGCCUUAUCAUCUCCAGGUACAACACAUCAAAGGGCGUGACAAUAUAAUUGCAGAUGCGCUCUCCAGGCCAUAA
Molecule: messenger RNA, 4202 nt
Organism: Penaeus monodon (black tiger shrimp)
Lineage: Eukaryota; Metazoa; Arthropoda; Malacostraca; Decapoda; Penaeidae
Exons: 4
Coding region: 621-4202 (1193 amino acids)
Biological process (GO): DNA integration
Molecular function (GO): zinc ion binding; nucleic acid binding
Source: RefSeq, a predicted model, not a curated record